This is a messenger RNA of Drosophila obscura, 2037 nucleotides long. RefSeq names its product cytosol aminopeptidase. NCBI's taxonomy places the organism in Eukaryota, Metazoa, Arthropoda, Insecta, Diptera, Drosophilidae. The record is from RefSeq and is a predicted model, not a curated record. Gene Ontology annotation, cellular component: cytoplasm. Gene Ontology annotation, biological process: proteolysis. Gene Ontology annotation, molecular function: metalloaminopeptidase activity; manganese ion binding. The transcript has a single exon. The coding region runs from base 185 to 1768 and encodes 527 amino acids.
AUUCAGUAGAGACUGUCGAACGGAACACAACGUAUACCGUAACAUAAAUACAAAUUUUAUUGUAAAUUUUUCGUAUCACGUAAAAUCUGUAGCGUCGCCCAACAAAAUUUCUAGUUAGCCAAAUUCAACGUUUUAUUUUUAGUUCCGUUUUUAAAUUUUGGUUUAUUUAAAACGCGUUUCGAAAAUGCCUUCAUUUCGCGAUCUAUUUCUGUUGCGUUCGGCCAGCCGGUUGCUCACGUACAAAAAACCCAUCCGCGUGGUCGCGCACUGCCUUCGAACGUAUGCGACCAAGUGCAAGAAGCCCAAGGGCGUGGUCGUCGGCGUCUACAAAAGGGACAGCGACAAGCCGGCAAAGAUCACGGAGAGUGCCGUCACCCUGGACGACUCGGUGGGCGGUAAGGUGGUGCAGUGGAUCCGUGAGCGUAACAUGGACGGCAGCCCGGGCAAGGGUCUGCUGUUUAGCGGCAUCGAGGGCGAAUUCCAGGCGAUUGCCGUCGUAGGUCUCGGUGACUACGAUGCCGCCUUCGACGAGGAGGAGGAAUUGGAUAUGGGCAUGGAGAAUGUCCGUGUGGCCGCCGGUGCUGGCGCACGCGCCCUGCAGCUGCAGGGAAUGCACGAGGUGUAUGUGGAUGGCAUGGGCUAUCCAGAGCAGGCCGCCGAGGGCGCCUCCUUGGCCGUUUGGCGCUUCAACAUGAACAAGAGGAAGAAGAACCGCACACGGACACCCAAGCUGGACAUGUACGGCAAGGGGGACCGCGAGGCUUGGACCCGUGGCUUGUUCAAGGCCGAGUCCCAGAAUCUGGCCCGUCGCCUCUCCGAUAUGCCAGCGAACAUGAUGACCCCGUCCGUGUUCGCCCAGGCCGCCGUCGAUGCCCUGUGCCCCUGCGGCGUUACUGUGGAGGUGCGCUCCAUGGACUGGAUCGAGGACAUGGGCAUCUCCUCCUUCUUGAUGAUCGCCAAGGGUUCCUGCGAGCCGCCCCUGAUGCUCGAGUGCGCUUACUGCGGCACUGCUCCGGAAGAGAAGUCCGUGCUGCUGCUGGGCCUCGGCUUGACCUUCAACAGUGGCGGCCUCUGCCUCAAGAAGAAGACGGGCAUGGACCAGUACCGCGGCGCGUUGGCUGGAGCUGCCGUGUGUGUGGGCGUGCUCCGCGCCGCUUCCGCCCUCUCGCUGCCGAUGAACAUCUCGGCGAUCAUCCCACUCUGCGAGCACAUGCCCUCCGGCAUGGCGGUCAAGUGCGGCGAUGUGGUGACCCUGCUGAACGGCAUCACCAUGGGCGUCAAGGAUGUGGGCAAGGCGCCCGUUGUGGUGAUGGCCGAUCCCCUGCUUUACGGCCAGGCCACGCACAAGCCCAAAAUGAUCGUUGACAUCGGUACGGUGGCCCAAGGCGUUAACUACGGACUCGGCGGCGGGGCAACUGGGCUGUGGACUACGUCCGACUUUGUGCACAAGGAGUUCCGCAAGGCUGGCGGCAUAACUGGCGAUCGGAUCUGGCGCUUCCCGCUCUUCAAGUACUACCACCAGAUCGUCACCAAGAACACCACCUACGAUCUGAGCAACUGUGGCCGUGGACCGGCCACCUCCUGCCUGGCCGCCGCCAUUCUGCGCAGCCUGGUCCCAUGCGUUGACUGGGCCCAUCUGGACAACCGUGGCACAGGCAUGCUGACCACAACCAACCCACUGCCCUACUUGCUGAAGAACCAGAUGACCGGCCGCCCCACACGCACAGUCAUCCAGUUCCUGUACCAGCUUGCCUGCUCCCAGUCUUAGUCCAAGCUUUUUGAUCGCAUGUUCUAGAACACAUUGUUGUAAUUUGGCUUUAAACAUCAAUGUUAGAUCCAACCCAACCCACUGCCGUACCCGCUCAAGCGCCGGUUGACCGGACGCCCCACUCCCAAUUCAUUACCUGGCCUGCUACCAGUUCUAGUCUAAAUUUUGGCUAUAAUCUUAUCAAACACAUGUUGUAAUAAUUUAACUUGAAACAUCAAUUGUUGUUCAAUAUCAAUAUUUAUUCCCAAUAAAUGCAUUUGUUGGAUGGA